CUGGCAAUAAUCCUGUACCGCACGUUCCGUCCUCCCCACCAGUCGAUCAGGUAAAUCCUAUAAAUGCUCUUGGUUACCUGUAGACGAAGAAGUCACCUUUCGUGGCGCUCUCUUGAGCGAAGCAUGUAUUCGUUUUGAAGUGUCCCUUUUUUUAAUCUUCCUCGGUGAUUAGCACGGCGAUAAAAUCAUGUGGAAGCUACUUUGGGUGGCCAUUUUCGUGGCCGUGCUUACCACCCAUGAUGCAGAUGCAAAUCAUGAGAGAAGGAAACGUGCGAUAGAGUAUAACCCAAAUAAAUAUCAGAAUUUUCUGCCACCUUCAACACCAAGAAACAUAGGGAAUCAACCAUACACGUUCACGGGAUAUACUUCGGAUCCAGAAUUUGAAGGAUAUUUUUAUAGAAAGCCAAAUGUUACAAUAUCGACUACAACAUCAACGAAAAGGCCGGACAUAUAUAUUUCUACAACCUCGGGUAUUAAAACAUCAACUACAACAGAAGAACCGUACACAUAUAGUUCUGCAGUCCCGGAUUUUACGACUACAACAAAAAAACCGGAUGGAUAUAUUUAUAUAACUCCGGAUAUUAAAAUAUCGACCACAACUAAAAAACCAUAUAUUUAUACAACUCCGGAAAUUAAAAUAUCGACCACAACUAAAAAACCAUAUAUUUAUACAACUCCGGAAAUUAAAAUAUCGACUACAACUAAAACGCCAUAUAUUUAUACUACUCCGGAUAUUAAAAUAUCGACUACAACUAAAAAGCCAUACAUUUAUACAACAUCGGGUAUUAAAACAUCGACUACAACAGAGGAACCAGACAUAUAUAGUUCUGUAAUCCCGGAUACUACGAUUACAACUACAAAGCCAUAUGUUUAUACAAUUCCGGAUAUUAAAAUAUCAACCACAACUAAAAAACCAUAUAUUUAUACAACUCCGGAAAUUAAAAUAUCGACUACAACUAAAACGCCAUAUAUUUAUACAAUUCCGGAUAUUAAAAUAUCGACUACAACUAAAAAGCCAUACAUUUAUACAACCUCGGGUAUUAAAACAUCGACUACAACAAAAGAACCAUACAUAUAUACUUCUGCAGGCUCGGAUGCUACGAUUACAACAAGAAAACCAGAUGGCUAUGUUUAUAGAAAACCGAAUGUUACAAUAUCGACUACAACGUCAACAAAAAGGCCGGACAUAUAUACUUAUACAACUCCAGAAAUUAAAAUAAUAUCGACUACAACAAAAAAACCGAAUGGAUAUAUUUAUGUAACUCCGGAUAUUAGAAUAUCAACUACGACAUCAACAAGAAGACCACCCUACGUACCACCAGCACCCCCUCCAACUAGACCACCCUACAUACCACCAGCACCUCCUCCAACUAAACCACCCUACGUACCACCAGCACCCCCUCCAACUAGACCACCUUACGUACCACCACCACCUCCUCCAACUAGACCACCCUACGUACCACCAGUACCCCCUCCAACUAGACCACCCUACGUACCACCAGCACCCCCUCCAACUAGACCACCCUACAUACCACCGACACCUCCUCCAACUAGACCACCCUACGUACCACCAGUACCUCCUCCAACUAGACCACCCUACGUACCACCAGCACCCCCUCCAACUAGACCACCCUACGUACCACCACCACCUCCUCCAACUAGACCACCUUACGUACCACCAGCACCUCCUCCAACUAGACCACCCUACGUACCACCAGCACCCCCUCCAACUAGACCACCCUACGUACCACCACCACCUCCUCCAACUAGACCACCUUACGUACCACCAGCACCCCCUCCAACUAGGCCACCCUACGUACCACCAGCACCCCCUCCAACUAGACCACCCUACGUACCACCACCACCUCCUCCAACUAGACCACCUUACGUACCACCCUACGUGCCACCAGCACCCCCUCCAACUAGACCACCCUACGUACCACCACCAUCUCCUCCAACUAGACCACCUUACGUACCACCCUACGUACCACCAGCACCCCCUCCAACUAGACCACCCUACGUACCACCAGCACCCCCUCCAACUAGACCACCCUAUGUUCCACCAGCACCCCCUCCAACUAGACCACCCUACGUACCACCACCACCUCCUCCAACUAGACCACCUUAUGUACCACCUUAUGUACCACCAGCACCUCCUCCAACUAGACCACCCUACGUACCACCAGCACCCCCUCCAACUAGACCACCCUACGUACCACCAGCACCCCCUCCAACUAGACCACCCUAUGUUCCACCAGCACCCCCUCCAACUAAACCACCCUACGUACCACCAGCACCCCCUCCAACUAGACCACCUUACGUACCACCAGCACCCCCUCCAACUAGACCACCUUACGUACCACCACCACCUCCUCCAACUAGAAGACCACCCUACGUACCACCACCACCUCCUCCAACUAGACCACCUUACGUACCACCAGCACCUCCUCCAACUAGACCACCCUACGUACCACCAGCACCCCCUCCAACUAGACCACCCUAUGUACCACCAGCACCUCCUCCAACUAGACCACCCUACGUACCACCAGCACCCCCUCCAACUAGACCACCUUAUUAUCUGCCACCAGAAGAUGUAACUCAAUCAUCUUCAUUUAUAACAUUACCAUCUUUCCAACCACCUACCCGACCAUCUGUAAGUACAACCCGACCAUCUGUAAGUACAACCCAAUCAACUACUCGAAUACCUAUAGUCACAACACGAUCGACUACCCAGCGACCCAUUACUUCAACUCGAAUUAUUACCUCAAAAUAUACUCCGGUUACACAACCACCUUCCACUUACCUUCCACCAAGCACUACCACAAAGCCUACUACAAGAACCAUAAGUACAACAACUUUGACUACUAGAUAUAGUCCAUCAACAGAUAUUACGAAAAUUUUCACACCGAGUACUACUUCUCUAUCAACUACACCCAUUAUCAGGACUACAUCUUCUAUCAUUACUACACCAACCAUUAGAACUACCUCCACGUUCAAGACGACAACUCUGCCUCCAUACGAACGAACGUAUCUUCCACCGCCGCAACCGACAACAAUCAUUCCGACCGUUACACCGCCGCCGUAUCCUUCAGUCAAUUAUGAAACUACACUCAGAACGCCACCCCCAAAGCCAAUUAAUGGAACGAUUGCUCCACCACCUACUCUGCCGCCACCCACGCCACCCAGACCUUUUAUAGGUUAUGAAUAUCUACCGCCUAAAGGACCCGCUUUUGAAACUCGUAAACGAUGAGGGCUAAUAACGUGAAUGAUUUUAUGUUUGUUGUUGAUCAGUGAAAUCUAUGCAUUUAAAAGAAAAAUAUUAGAUGAUAAUAGUAAAAUUAGCUAAUAACAGAAUUAUAAAUUUAAUAGCUUAUUACUAUUUAAUAGUGGCAAUUUCAACCGCGGUACAUCUAGAAUAUUGUUUUUUUAUAUAUCAAUCGUUUUUGCCUCAUUGAUUUUUUUGGAUAAAGAUUUAGCCGAUCAGCGUGCGUCUUUUUAUAUAUGUGUGAUAGAUAUGGAAAAAGAAUAAAAGAUUUUA
Molecule: messenger RNA, 3538 nt
Organism: Camponotus floridanus (Florida carpenter ant)
Lineage: Eukaryota; Metazoa; Arthropoda; Insecta; Hymenoptera; Formicidae
Product: extensin-2
Exons: 3
Coding region: 188-3250 (1020 amino acids)
Source: RefSeq, a predicted model, not a curated record